AACUGUCAGGUAAGACCAGAUAAACAUGGCUUUCUACACCAGAUCCCUUCAACAUCUGCCAAGGAUAACGAUAAACGACGUACACAGAAUAAUUCAAGCGUCAUCAUCUGCUCCCAAGAGCAAGAGAGAAAAGGGUUUCAAAAUAUACGUCUCUUCAUUCAUUGACAAUUAUGAAGAUUGUCCUUGAAGACUCCACUCCUGUUCAGCUCUAUGAGGUCGAGUGCUCCUGUGUGGCUGGCAGAGCCUUAUGCAAUCAUAAUGUUGCAUUACUGUAUCAGACUGCUCAUUACUCACAGUUAAACAUCACAGCUGUACCACCUGUUUUGAGCUGCACAGAGAGCGAACAACGUUGGCACAAACCAAGAACUAUGGGUGUGAAGCCGGGCCGUGUGAGUGACAUGGUGGUGCUGUCUGCAAAGCCCAAACAGAGGACGGUAGCGAAUGGUGUCAGGAGCACUCUCUACAAAGCGAUGCGGGGGGAUCUGCCUGAUCCUGAUGUCCUGAGGGUGGCGGAAGCUUACGAAGGCUUUCCAUCGGACAUAGCACCUCUCAUUACCACCAUGUCCAUCAGUGCUGAUGUCCCGUUGGUUGAGUCAGCUCUGGGAAAAGUUCAGGAGGGCAGCCCGAUUGCAUACCAGCAGCCAGUGCCAGUCAGCCGCAUUAUUCUUCUUCACACUGGUGCUCCUCCACCCCCACCUCUGCCUUUAGAUGGCUACAAACUGGAGCCCACUACAUGCCAGUUUGUGUGCAGUCUCCACCAGCAGCUGCAUCUGCAAUCUCUGCAGACUUCCUUGGAUACAGCAAGGAAAAUAGAAGAAUCAACAAGGGAGCAGAGUAUGUCCACAGAGUGGCACCAAGUCAGAAGGAUGAGAGUAACAUCAUCUCACUUCAGGGAGGUAUGUCAUGUUCGCAGUCAGACUUCAGCGGAACAGCUUGCUGAAAGAAUGAUUAGGGGAGUGGCACAAACAGCAUUGAUGAAAAGAGGUCUGGCAUUGGAGCCACUAGCCAUUCAAGAAUAUUGCAAAGCAAAGAACACUAACUACUGGCCAUGUGGCUUCGUUGUACACCCCGAUGCCCCCUGGUUAGGGUCUUCCCCUGAUGGGGUUGUUUUCGACCCAACAGAGAACCCACCCUUUGGCCUGGUGGAAGUGAAAUGCCCCAAUGUAAAAAGUUAUGUUGACUGUAAAUACCUAAAGCUUCACAAUGGCACCAUGAAUCUAAAAAAGCAACAUGGUUAUUACUGGCAGGUGCAAGGACAACUCCUGCUUACAGGUAUGGACUGGUGUGAUUUCGUUGUUUUUGCAGAGGAGGAUAUGAUCAGUCAAAGGAUCUACAGGGACCCAGAGGUUGCUGCCGUCAUCAGGGAGAGGGGAGACUAUUUCUAUUUCUACUUCUACUUUUAUUUAUCAUCUUGCAUGAAAAUUUAAAAUCAACCCACCUCCCAAAAGAUGUGUUUGUAAAUAGUGUUAAUGUAAAUAGUUCUCUUUAAGAAAUGCACAUGUAUGUACAUAAACAACAAACCUAUACAAGGUACCUUUUGUUAUUAUGAAUUCAGUGUUAGUAGUUAUUAGAUUACAUUUUAUUGUCAUUUAGCAGAGUACAGGUACUGUAUUAUGUGCAGUUAUGUGGACUAGUUAUCUACAAACUCAUAACUCACACAAAAUGUCAAACGUUGCACCACAAUGUUUAUUUACAUAGUUCAUCAUUACAAAUCUAUACAAUGUUACAAUUAUAGGAGCCAUGUUAUUACUUAGUGUAGUAUGACAGCUUGUGUCUUUGUAUAAUAAAUGUCUGAA
Xyrauchen texanus (razorback sucker) is the source of this 1796-nucleotide messenger RNA. RefSeq lists its product as uncharacterized. The coding region runs from base 171 to 1427 and encodes 418 amino acids. Gene Ontology annotation, molecular function: zinc ion binding. Lineage: Eukaryota; Metazoa; Chordata; Actinopteri; Cypriniformes; Catostomidae. The transcript has 4 exons. The record is from RefSeq and is a predicted model, not a curated record.